Molecule: messenger RNA, 218 nt
Organism: [Candida] anglica
Lineage: Eukaryota; Fungi; Ascomycota; Pichiomycetes; Serinales; Debaryomycetaceae
Source: the annotation of a GenBank genome assembly
UAUUAUACUACACAUAUACAUUCAAAAUGGGUAAAGUUCACGGUUCUUUAGCUCGUGCCGGUAAGGUUAAGUCUCAAACUCCAAAGGUUGACAAGCAAGAAAAGCCAAAGAAGCCAAAGGGUAGAGCUUACAAGCGUUUGUUAUACACCAGAAGAUUCAUCAACGUCACCUUGACUAACGGUAAGAGAAAGAUGAACCCUUCUCCAGCCUCCCAAUAA